Messenger RNA from Phascolarctos cinereus (koala), 696 nucleotides. The record is from RefSeq and is a predicted model, not a curated record. Lineage: Eukaryota; Metazoa; Chordata; Mammalia; Diprotodontia; Phascolarctidae.
GCCCUGCGACCACGUGACGCUGCCUCGAGACCCAGGCUCUUGGCCCCGCCCCCGUCGCGCCGGUUCUGGGCUUCGGCCAAUCAGCACAGGUUCCGAGCUCCCCGGUCCCGCCCCUGCGCUCCCAGUGGGCUGGGCGGGCGGCUAAGGCUUCCCGUCGGGCUCGCUCCCGGCCAGGGCCGCGCGACCCCUCCUCCGGGCCUCGUCCGCCCGGCGCCCCGAAUGGCCUGCCCCUCGUGAGCCCCUGGGCCCGAUCCCGGGCGCCCCCGGCUGGCCUCGCGGGGCCCGGACCGAAUGCAGCCCCGGCUCGUCGUGCGGCUUCCCCCAGACUCCGGGCCUCCGCUCGUCUCCGGCUCCUGCCUCGGACUCCUCCCGCCGACCGGCCGCGGCCCCCCGGGACCCCCGGGCCUGCCAUGCCUCCGUGCCUCCCUGCCUUCCCCCCACCGCAGGGCGCCUCCGCCGUCACCCCCUCUCAUUCAGGUGCCUUUUAGGAACUGCCCUUCCCCGUUCCGAUUGCCUAACAUAGGGUCUGGCCCAUAGGAGGCUUAAAUACUUGUCCAUUGAUUGAAGGUACCCCACUUUUACUGCAUGCAGUCUGAACUUCUGGACCCCAGGUCUGACCUCAGAGGAAGAGAGCUAGGCAUUGACAGCUAUGUAGCCUGCCUUCCAUGACUAGGAUGUGACUUCCUCUGUGCAACU